CAAGGAACACGAAAGAGAAACUCAUUUUCCCUUCAGCUGACAACAAAGCAUCAUGGCUGCUGCAAACCCAGCAGAAAAUCUUGAGCAAGAACUUACUUGUUCAAUCUGCUUGGAUUACUUCCAGGAUCCAGUGAUGAUCGUUGGUUGUGGGCACAAUUUCUGCCGAGGCUGCAUCACCAAGCAUCGGCAAAAAUCGAACACUAAUAUCUAUUGCCCGGAGUGUAGAAACGUUUUUUCCUGGAAAGAUCUUAAACCCAAUAGACAAAUGGGCAACAUAGUACAAGUAGCUAAGCAACUCAGUGUGCAUCUGGAGAAGAGCCCACGAAGGGAGAAAAUGUGCAAAGAGCACAACAAAGCUCUGAGUCUUUUCUGCAAACAAGAUGAGACCCUCCUUUGCACGUCCUGUGAGAGGUCCAAGGCUCACAGAAACCACACUGUUGUUUGCACGGAAGAAGCUGCUGCAGAUUACAAGGCAAAACUUUUUAAAUAUGCAGAAAAUCUGAAGAAGGAAAGAAACCAGAUUUUGUUCGUAAAAUCGAAUGGCGAAAAGCCAAGCCAGGAGCUUUUGAAAGAGGCGCAAGCCGAGAGACAGGGGAUUAUGUCUGAAUUCCAACUACAGCGGCAGUUUCUGGAUGACAAAGAGCAAUCCCAGCUGGCCAAGUUGGGAGAGCUGGAAAGGGAGAUUGAGAAGACAAGAGAUGACUAUGCAAGUCCAUUUAAUAAUGAAAUAUCCUCCAUCAAUGAUCUGAUUGGUGAGAUACAAAAGAAGAGUGACCAAUCGGCAAGUGAAUUCCUGGAGGACAUUGGAAGCAUAUUGGUCAGAUGUGAGAAAGGAAAAUUUCAGUUGCCAGUUGUACCUGAUUCUACAGACAUGAAACAAAAGCUCAAGAAAUUAUCUCAAGAAAGUGCAUCUUUGAAAAGUACUCUGGGAAAAUUCAGAGAGAACAUGUCGAAACCAAAAUGGAUAAAAGAGAACAUGUCGAAACCAAAAUGGAUAAAAGAAAACGUGUUGCUGGAUCCAGAAACAGCCCAUCCCCGGUACGUUGUUUCUGAAGAUCGGAAAAGUGUCAGCUGGGGAGACGUCCGUCAGGAUUUCCCCUACAACCCCAAGAGAUUUGAAUAUGCUCGCUGUGUGCUUGGAACGAAGGGAUUCACUUCAGGGAAGCAUUAUUGGACAGUGGAUGUAGAGGACGUAGACUUUUGGGCUGUGGGCGUGGCUAGAGAAUCUGUGGAGAGGGAGGAGGAAAUUGAUUUUGAACCUGAUGAGGGCAUCUGGGCUCUGGGUUUUUACAAAGAUCAAUACAAAGCUCUGACAUCCCCUCCGACCCUUCUGUACCCAGAUGAUGACCCGACACAGAUCCAGGUAUCUCUGAACUAUGAAGAGGGGACUGUGGCUUUUUUUGAUCCUGAGGAUAAGAGCCGCCUCUUUCUUUUCCAGUCAAUCGAUUUUGAAGGAGAGAGAAUUUUCCCUUUCUUCCGGAUUUUUGAUUCAUCCGCUGAACUCUUGCUGUGUUCUUAAAACACAUGAUCCUUGGCUUGUGUUUUGCUGCAACGGGGUACUCAGAUGUGUCUAGGUGGCAGCUCUGAUAGGGGAGCAGGUAUCCAUUCUGAGCACAUCCAUUGUGGGCAGCCUACACAAGCUGAAGCUGCCAUCCCAGGCUGGUGGCCCAAAUUCCCCCUUCAAUUCAGGACCAAGGUGAGCUCGGCCGCCUGCACGGCUUGUUGCAUUAUAAUAAGAGUAGAGCACAGUAGCAUUAUACUAUGCAAAGAAUUGUACCCUUAUUUUGCCUCCCUUCUGCUGAUGCCAGUAAGGGGAUUUCCUCCCAGUGCAAAUACCAGCUUCAGAGGGGGGAUAAGUCCCCCCUCUGUGCCUGCCAUGGGCCUGACAAUUAUUAGCCCCCUCCCCCCCACCACAGAGAUGAUGCGAUUUGCCUUUUAAAGCCCUCUGUGCCUUAAAAACAAAGAUAUAUUUUAUGGUUCCUCAUUUGGGCCAUUGAGCAGUAUCCAAUACUUUCUGCUCAUUCUGUUGUGCCCAUGGGAUGAACCGGUGGCGAAACAGGAAUCUAGCACUUCCUGAGACAUAAGCCGAAAAUGUGUUUCCAGAAUGGGACACAUCAGUGGAGCUUUCAUGAAUUCUGCUGAUCUGCACCCCAUUCCAAAAACUAGUGUUUCAUCUCGUUUCUGGGGUUAUGUUAGCAACUGCUAGCAAUGGGUUUCACUGGCAUCUGGGCAAUGUUGGCUAUUUCGCCUGGUCUUCUCAUGUAAUCAUUGUAUACUGUUUGCCAGCAUUGUAACUCCUCAUAUGUAUAUUUUUCUUUUAUACUUAUGAUUUGGUGUCAUUAAUCCAACAAUAAAGUUCUUGAACCCUUGUGUUCUCUCAA
Molecule: messenger RNA, 2381 nt
Organism: Elgaria multicarinata webbii
Lineage: Eukaryota; Metazoa; Chordata; Lepidosauria; Squamata; Anguidae
Product: E3 ubiquitin-protein ligase TRIM39-like
Exons: 8
Coding region: 53-1519 (488 amino acids)
Biological process (GO): protein ubiquitination
Cellular component (GO): cytoplasm
Molecular function (GO): protein binding; ubiquitin protein ligase activity; zinc ion binding
Source: RefSeq, a predicted model, not a curated record